Molecule: messenger RNA, 597 nt
Organism: Porites evermanni
Lineage: Eukaryota; Metazoa; Cnidaria; Anthozoa; Scleractinia; Poritidae
Source: the annotation of a GenBank genome assembly
CUUCCUAACGUUUCCAUCGCUGUUCGGAAGAAUAUAAACAUUCUUCAAUCAUCCAAUCGCUACAAACAAAUAUUUCCGUCUCCACCAGUCGUUGCUUAUAAAAGGAGUCCCAGCCUUCCUGACUUACUUGUUAGAAGCGCUUUAAGUGAUUGUAGCAUACAACAAGAAAAACCAUCUCCCGGCGUUUCAAAAUGCAAUCAUCCACGCUGCCUUACCUGUCUAUUUUAAAAACAAGGCCAAGCCGACUACACCUUCACCUCCACCCAAGAGAAACGACGUAUACAUGACCCCUUAAACUGUAACUCCAAAAACCUUGUCUAUCUCAUUGAAUGCAAAAAGUGCGGCAAACAGGACGUUGGGGAGACCAAGCGUCAUCUCCACCAACGCUUUGGGGAGUAUCGCCGCUCCAUUCUCAACUAUGGCCACUUUUCUAAUCCUACUCCUGUCUCCGAACAUUUUAAUCAAGCCGAUCACUCUAUCAACGACGUCCUUCUUAUUCCCUUAGAACUAAUCCAUAGCAACCGCAAGGCUCACCUCAUUGACAAAGCUAUGACUUUAGAACCUCAGGGUAUAAAUAGACGUGAUGAACUUAAUUAG